Molecule: messenger RNA, 7067 nt
Organism: Phragmites australis (common reed)
Lineage: Eukaryota; Viridiplantae; Streptophyta; Magnoliopsida; Poales; Poaceae
Exons: 10
Coding region: 219-5036 (1605 amino acids)
Biological process (GO): defense response to other organism
Molecular function (GO): ADP binding
Source: RefSeq, a predicted model, not a curated record
UUCCCCGUUCCAUUUCUGCAGAGCUUGCUUUUCUGCGCUGCUGCAGCCUAGACUCGCAUUUGCCUUCCUUGAUCGGUGCUUCUGCGCGUUUCUGGCCUGCCUGAACAUUUGAGUUCUGCUGAUCUAACUUUGGCAUUGCCCGUUCAGUUCCUUCUGCACGCUUGUGUCCUCAGCGUUGAGCUCCACUUGCCCCCACGUCGUUGCCUUGCCGGCCGGCCAUGGAGGUCGGCAUCGAGGCGGCACGCUGGGUGAUCGGCAAGGCGCUGAGCCCGGCCUCAGGCGGGGUACUGGAGGCGUGGGCGGCCAGCUCCGAGCUCGGCGCGAACAUCCGCGCUCUCAGGAUGGAGCUGCUGUACGCGCAGGGCAUGCUCAACAAAACCCGUGGCCGCGGCCGGGAGGAGAUCCAGAACCCGGCCCUGGCGGAGCUGCUGCAAGAGCUCCGGGACCUGGCGUACAGCGCUGACGACGCGCUGGACGAGGUCGACUACUUCCGCAUCCAGGACGAGCUCGACGGCACGUACCAUGCCGCCGAGGAGCAUGCAGGGGGUUGCCUCCGCAACCACGCCCUCAAUGCUCGACAUACCGCCAAAGGCAUUGGCAAAAUGCUUGGGUUCUCCUCGCACUCGCGCUCUGCUAGCCGUGGUGACGGUGACGAGCCAAAUGAAGAUACGAGAGUCUGCUGUGGAGCUUGGCCAUAUCGUGGGCAAAGAUCUCCUGACAACGUGCAAGAAGAAGAUGCAAGCCGUCGCGUCCUGUGUGGAGUUUCUUGGCCAUGUGGUGGGCAAAGCACUCGUGAGACCAACUCCUCGUCCUCGCAGCCGCCCACCAACCAGGCCGACCAGGAGGAGGCUUAUUGCGGGUGCACGCAGAAGCUUGCUUCUGGUGCUCGUAACACCAUCAACAUCGUCGGUAAACACCUUCCUUGCUACUCUGUUUCACCUGUCCAAAAUGAUGCCAACUCCAACACUGCAUCGAGUGGACGGCGAUUCCUCUGUUGCGCCCGUCCUAACAAGGCACCACACACAGAACACGCCAUUAAAGCACCGAAACUGAAGUUUAAUAGGGUCGAGAUGUCUAAGAGGAUGAAGGACAUAGUAGAACAGUUGAAGCCUGUGUGCGCCAAGGUAUCCACAAUUCUUAAUCUAGAGUUACUGGACUCCAAUCGCAACAUUGCCCAAUGCAUUGCUAUGAGCCUCGACACAAUGUUUUCUAAGAAACAAGGCCAUGCACCCUUGCCUACAGAUAAAGUGGCUAUGAAUCGACCAAUAACCACAUCAGAGCUUAUAGAGCCUAAACUUUAUGGGAGGGAUGUUGUAACAAGUAAGAUCAUUGAUGACAUUACUAAGGGUCAAUAUUGCGACAAGGACCUCAUCGUGCUUCCAAUUGUUGGUCCAGGGGGCAUAGGAAAGACAACUCUAACACAAUACAUAUAUAAAGAACUUCAGCACCACUUUGAAGAAAAGAUUUGGGUGUGUGUGUCUACCACAUUCAAUGUGUAUAGACUCACGCAAGAGAUUGUGAAUAACUUAAAAAUAGAGAAGAAAAAUGACAGUCCAGAGAAGCUGAUUGAAGAAAAAUUAAAGUCUAAGAAGUUUUUGAUUGUAUUGGAUGAUAUGUGGAGUUGUAGUGAUGACGAGUGGAGAAGGUUUUUAGUGCCCUUCACAAAAGGACAAAGCAAAGGGAACAUAAUUCUAGUUACAACUAGGUUUCCGGCAUUAGCUCAAAUGGUUAAAAAAACAACCGAUCACCCGUUGGACUUGGAAGGUUUAGACCCUAAAGCAUUUAGGGAUUUAUUCUUAGCUUGUGUCUUUGGUGACAAGCAAUUAAUAAAUGUUCAUAGUGAGUUACUUGAUAUUGGAGAAGAGAUAGUGGAAAAACUAAAGGGAUCCCCUCUCGCAGCAAAAACUGUUGGAAGAUUAUUGAGUAAACACCUUGAUUUGGAUCAUUGGACUAGAGUCCUUGAAAGUAAGGAAUGGGAAUUACAAAAUGGUGAACAUGAUAUUAUGCCGGCAUUGAAGCUUAGUUAUGACUACCUCCCUUUCCAUCUGCAACAAUGUUUUAGCUAUUGUGCUUUGUUUCCUGAAGAUUACAAAUUUAAGACAGAAGAGCUAAUUCAUUUGUGGAUAGGUCUGGAUGUUUUGCAUUCACAUGGGGAAAAUAAAAGGAUUGAAGACAUUGGACUAAGCCAUUUGACAGAAUUGGUUAAUUAUGGAUUUUUUAGGAAAGAAGAAGAAGAUGAAUACGCUUGUUAUGUUAUUCAUGAUCUACUACAUGAAUUAGCGCAAAAAGUGUCAUCACAUGAAUGCCUUAGCAUAUACAGUUAUAAUGUAAGAUCCACACAAAUCCCACCAUCGAUCCGUCACUUGUCUAUCAACAUAGAUUACACAAGUGUCAAGGAUAAAAUGACUUUUGAUACAUGUACGAAGGAUCUUAGUACAUUGCACAAAAGGUUAAAAGUUGAAAACCUACGCUCUUUGAUGUUAUUUGGGUCACACCAAAGUAGCUUUGUGAAGACUUUUGAUGGUUUGUUCAAGGAAGCAAAAGCCCUUCGUGUUGUUUUUCUAAAAGAUUUCUUGCAUAGCUUUUCAGAACUUGUCCAUCUUCGCUACCUUCGGAUUAUAAGGGGUGAUGAUACAAGAAUAUUGCCCAACAUCAUUUCAAGAUUUUAUCACCUAAGGGUCCUGGAUAUACAUGAAUGCUAUUAUUCAUCGGUUCCAACAAGAUAUAUGAGCAACCUUGUAAAGUUGCGUCAUUUUUUUGGUCGACAUAAUGAAAUGCACUCGAGCAUUCUUGAUGUAGGUAAAUUAAAAUCAUUACAAGAGCUAAGAAGAUUUGUGGUCAAAAAAGAAAGUCAAGGUUUUGAAUUGGGCCAGAUAGGACAUUUGGUAGAGCUUUGCGGAUCAUUGAGCAUUAAUAAUCUUGAAAAGGUUGAAGGAAAGGAAGAAGCAGACGAGGCAAAAUUGAUUCAGAAAACCCACUUACGCGAGUUAAUAUUACAUUGGGAUAGUAGCCGAUCUAACAUGGAUUAUGCACUAGAAGAACAUGUUCUUGAAAGCCUUAAGCCAAAUAGCAAUCUUGUAAAGCUAUGUAUUACAGGGCAUGGGGGCUUUACUUGCCCUUCAUGGCUUGGUGAAAAGCUCUCGGUUAAAAAUUUGGAAUCUCUUCAGUUACACAGUGUGUCUUGGGAAAAUCUUCCACCUCUAGGAGAGUUGUGCUUAGUGGAUGAACAUGGUAAAGAGUGUCCGAGCUAUAUACAAAGACAAAGCUUCAAAAGUUUGAAAAGGCUAGAACUAGUUGAUAUACUAAAAUUGAAAAAAUGGGUUGGAAAUGGCCCUUGUGAGCUGUUCUCUCACUUGAAAGUGUUGAUCAUUAAAAAUUGCCCUAAACUCAUGGAGUUACCGUUCUCACAUCAUACCGGAUGUGAAUCAGAGCAUGAGGCUAACAUGACUUGGUUUCCUAAACUCGAAGAGCUCAAAAUUGAAGAUUGUCCAAAACUUUCAUCAUUACCUUGUGUUCCUUGGUCUAACACUACUUGCUCUGCUGAGAUUGCACGAGUUGGUUCAGGUCUUGAGCGGCUGGUUUAUCAAAAUGUUUCUAGUACUGGACAUCGCUUGGAAGUUGAGAAAAAGGGUGAUGUAGAUAGUGUUUUCUGGACGGUGUUAGCCUUUCAUAACCUAUCAAAACUAGAAAGUUUGACAGUGACGAGAUGCCCUCCUCUAUUACUGGAUCACCUGCAAAUGCUAUCAUCCCUUAAGUCCCUAGAGAUAUCUGAUUCGGGUGAUGUAUUUUGUUUGGCGGAAGGUGAUGGUCAUGUCAGAUAUGAAUUUCCAGUUGAAGACAUCACGAUUCUGAAUUGUGGUGCUAGCGGGGAGGGAUUGACACGUCUGUUGUCUUACUUUCCGAAGCUCCAAGGCUUCAACGUGAUCAAGUGUGAAAAGUUAACAGGGUUAGGUGUUGCGGAGCAGCAGAAGAAGACGGAAGCACCCGCACGACCGCCGUUAUCUUCAAUUAACGAAGUGGAGGAGGCACAAAUUGGACAGCACCAGCAGCAGCAAGACGAAAGAAGAGACGAGGAAAUAUCACCAGCAGUAGCAACAACAACAGGACUGCUGCUGUUGCCUCCCCAACUUCAGUGGUUGGAGAUUUCCUGCCCAAAUCUGGUCCUCUGCCCCGACUCACUCGACGACGACAAAGACACAGGACGAACUGGAGGUGGAGGAGGAGGGCUCCAAGGUCUGAGCUCCCUCCGUUCAUUGUGGAUAUUCAAUUGCCCCAGGUUCCUCUCCUCCUAUUUGUCGUCAUCCUCCUCUUCUUGUUGUCCCUUCCCGAACUCCCUGGAAGUCCUCGAUCUUAAUGGCGUGGUGGGCACGAAGACGCUGCCGCCUCUCUCAAACCUCACCUCUCUCACAACUUUAUCCAUAUGUAGAGGUGGGGAUUUAAGAGGCGACGGAUUGUGGCCUCUCCUUGCCCAAGGCCACCUCACCAAAUUAUCGGUCCACAAAUCCCCCAAAUUCUUCGCUGGUUCCGAGCCCCCACGGCUGCAUGAACAAGAGCUUCCAUCCCGUUCCUCCAAACUGCAGGAGCUCGAUACGGAUGACGUCGCAGGAGUCCUUGCUGCGCCCAUCUGUAUCUUGCUCUCUUCCUCACUCACCAGAUUGGACUUCAUUGGGGACGAAGAGGUGGAGCGCUUCACAAAGGAGCAAGAGGAGGCCCUUCAGCUCCUCACCUCCCUCCAGGAGAUCGGAUUUUGGAAUUGCAACAAGCUGCAGUGCCUCCCUCCAGGGCUGCAUAGACUUCUCAACCUCAAGAGAUUACAAAUCAGCAACUGCCGAGCUAUCCGAUCGCUGCCCAAGGACGGCCUCCCAAGUUCACUGCAAGAAUUAAAAAUCAGCUACUGCCGAGCCAUCCGGUCGCUGCCCAAGGUCGACAACCUUCCGAGUUCACUGCGAGUAUUGGAUGUCCGUUACAGCGAAAGCGAGGAGCUAAAAAGGCAGUGCCGCAAGUUGAUAGGAACCAUUCCAAUAGUCGAUACCUGACUAACCCAAGGGCUCUUAUUCGAAUUUUACAUUCUUCUAGCAUCGCAGGAUUCUCUCUAUAUCCAUGUGUGGUUCUGAGUUGUGAAGCACGAACGUCUCAGCAUGUACCUUCCACCUUGUACAUAAAACUGGGCUCUUCUUCGAAUUGUACAUUUUUCUAGCCUCGUAGGAUUGUCUCUAUAAUCAUACCCCUUUUAAUUCUGCGCGUAUCAACAACACUUGUUUUCAAUCAGGUGUAGGUCUUCAGCACACUCACGUGUUGCUGGUCUGCCUCUGGGAUGAGUUACUGAAAUGUGGAUACCCCUACAUGAUUUGUUUUCUGGUCAAAGGAAUAAGUGAUUUCAGUCCUCCUAUGCUUCUUGCAUCGGACAAAAUCCCGUUCAGCAAUAAGUGAUUUCAGUCUUCCUAUGUUUCUUGCAUCUGACAAAAUAUGAUUUACUCCGCUUAUAGACAAGAUAAUCUCCAUUGGAGCCUCCUGUUAAUUAAUAUAAUAGUACAACACUUGAAGCAGACUAUAGUAACACAAGAUUACUAACAAGGAGUGCACUUUUCUGCUCUGAUCAGCCAACACUAGAUCAGAAAGUCACAUCCACUGAUGGUUUAUUGAUUUAUAUGCUUCUCAACUGCACAUGUGCAAAAAAUGGCUUACUUGCGCUUUUUAAGAUCAUCUCCUUUGAAUCCUCAUGUGGCCAUGGAACAUGUGUUGGCAAAAGUUGUGGUUGAUUCAGCCAAUAUUCGGCCACUGCAACAGACAAUAUGAACAACGCAUUGUUCAGUACACUCAACAUUCAUCCGGUCGAAAUUCCAAUUGCUCAUUAUACGCAGUGAACCAAAUGCACCUUCCGGCUUCAGCAUAUACUGGUUCACAUCUUUAGGAAGUAUGUACAAUCCUUCUUACCUUCAUAUGAAAAAGCCAAUCUGGUAUAUCCUUCUGUUCUCCAUAUGCUGAAUGCCAUAUUUUGGUUUACUUUUUCUGUUUUUUUUUUGGGGGUCAGCGUGAAUUGUUUAGUUUUGGUGCAGUGGUGAACACUUAUAUCUUUUCUUGAUACUUUUCUUGAUACAUCUUCCAAGGUGUUUUCUCCGAACAUAUGUUGGGAAAAAGAUUUGGUUGAUCGAAGGUGUUUUCUGCCACUGCAGCAACCGACAUGAAUUACUACUCUGUUCAUUGGAUGCAACUUGAAAUGUUCCAAAGUCUUCUGUUCCUGGCUUCCUGCAUUUCCUCAAUGACUUGGCUGUGCAACAUCUGCACUGGCUGAACAAAAGAUGUCGCUCAUCAUGUCAUCAUGUCCUAUGAUCUACCUGCUGUUUGGAAGAUGUUGCUCAUCUGUCCAAGUUGCCAUCGUAAACAGCUGUGAACCAAAUUCUCAUUCAGAUACCUGGUGAUGCUCACGCUAGUAGACAUUCAUCCUGACUUCGAUAAGAGGAAUUAUGUCCAGAGGUCUUGUCAAGAUCACAAUCAUCUUCACAAGAUAUGACUUCUGCUCAUCAGGCUUGAAGGUGGGCAAGGUUUAUUGCAUCUGCCAAAUUCUUACCGGGAUGGCAUAUGUUCAACCAUCCACACAAAGCACGCUCCAACUCCAAGUAAGAUCCAAACAGUGAGGGCACUAGUUGAAACCAUACUCAAAGUUCAAAGCAUGCUAUAGAGUCAAGGAAGGCGAAAUCCUGAGUUUCAUUUGCACACCAAUCUCUAAGGACACAAAAUAAGUGGUCAAUGCUACUAUAUUUGGAGAGGAAUUUUUGUUUCCCGGGCUAUAUAGCUUUGGAAAGUCCUCGUUUAUUCAUGCGGUUUUCUGCAACAUGUUCUCCCGUCCGCCCUAUUCUUCCGAUGCGGCUUCAGAAUGUACUGGCAACAGCCUGUGCCCUAACGAAGAACAUUGCACUUGGUAGUUGAGUGGCUUUGCACCGAUAUGUUUCAGAAUGUAUUUUUGCAAUCUUUUCUGAUUUGAAAGACUUAGCGUUCAUGUUUUAGCGUGCUGGCCUCGGCCAAGGAAAACUGAAAGAGCCAAACUGAAUAAAAACGAUUUCAUAUCA